UUCGUCACAUCAUUCAUCACAAUGCAAUUAACUGCAUUCUCCUUUCUGUCUAAGCCUUCAAUUAAAUGCCCGCGUCAGCGACUCCGUCUCGUCCACCCAUCCGCUCCAACACGCGACCCCAGUUUGCCUCCACUCCUCGCUUUCUUCUAUCCCAGCGGGCAGCGGGGCCGAGAAAAGAAGCGCCAGAUGACAUUGAUUCUAUUCUAUCCAGCGAUGACGCGACUUCAGACCCUCUCCCAACACCGCGUCCCGCUCCUCCAGCGGGACAAUUUAGUCACAGGCCACGUCGAAAGGAGAUAAUUGAAGACCACGGUGUCGAACCAGACCAGAUUACGGACCAAACUGCACCCGGAGAUAACACCACCAGCCCCCUAGAAGGCACCACGAAGCUAGACCCGGAGAUUGAGGCGCUCUUGGGGCCUACGUCGCAUCGCACAAAACGACGCCGAGUCCUUGCAAAUACAGUUACCCCAUGGAUGCAGAGCAGACAGCGACUCGAUAUCCCCGGUUCAUCUCCCCAUCAGGAGCCCUCAUCUCCUUCCCCGUCAUUACCGUAUUGCACACCGCACCACACGCGUUCAGCGCCAACCCCGCAGAAGACACCACCACAGCCUCCCCCAACUCCUGCAACUACUAAAGCUUCUGGCCGCAGUAUUCCCCGUUUCCUAGUUUCCCCUUUCAAUCCACCACCACCACCACCACUCAGCAGCCAGCCGGUGUCACGCAUCAAACACCUAACAGAGACACCUCCAUCCCAAUCACCACCUGCAAGACGGAAACCGGGAUUCGUGUUACCACGCUCUCCUUCCCCCUCCCAGACAGAGGACUCAAGCGCUAUCCCUACACCGUUUUCGCCUUCCUCGGGUACGCUCCAUCGUCGUGGUCGUGGACACUCCUCGGCACCAAGCUAUCUCCCAGGGGGUAUGGCAGCCGAAGUCCGCAGCUGGAUUCUGGAAAUGGGAACCAAAAGAGAACAGCCUCCAAUGAGUGCCGAUACCCGCACGAGAUCGGAGCAUGGGUUAUUCAAUAUGCAGCGGUAUACCUUGGUUCUUCGAAUCAAUAAUGUCCGCCAGUCUGCCCUAGGGAGUUGUGGCCCGAUUGCAUUUGUCCAGGGCCAUCCUGUCACGUCACUAGACGAUACCGAUGCAAACACCGGUAGAUCUAGUGACGACUCUACAGAGAGAAGGAACCUCCUUCUCCUAGGUGCGCCUCGUCCUCGCGCAGACAAGCGACUGCAAUUUCGCAGCGCCUCACCCCGUGUCCCGGACUUGAAACAUGGCGAUUUGGUUGGUGUCUGCUGGGGGUUGGUCUGGGAAUUGAACUCUGACAAUCAACAAAGUGGUGAACAGAGUACAAACAUGGGCUCUGGGGUCAAUUAUGAUCAGGUUCUACGUAGUGAGAGCGCUCGUAGUCCGCACUUGGGCAAGUGGCUUGUUGGUAUGGAGUGGGAGUUGAUUCCAUCGCCGAUGAUGUGAGAAAGGGGAAUGAAUCGCUUCUCCAGAGAAAGAAAGAUAAGACGAAAGAAUAGACAGGUAUGAAUAAUAAAUACAUACAUAUAUAUAUAUGUAUCCAAUGUAAAAAGUUA
This is a messenger RNA of Aspergillus ochraceoroseus IBT 24754, 1585 nucleotides long. RefSeq lists its product as uncharacterized. The record is from RefSeq and is a predicted model, not a curated record. The transcript is spliced from 2 exons. The coding region runs from base 66 to 1475 and encodes 469 amino acids. NCBI's taxonomy places the organism in Eukaryota, Fungi, Ascomycota, Eurotiomycetes, Eurotiales, Aspergillaceae.